AUAGAAAGAGACUUGCUGGAAGAAGACAGCAUAUUUCAGACCGAGGCUUUCACCCACAUUCUAACUGUGGAUUUAUAUCCUGAGAUUUGUUUCUAUAUUAAAAACAGAGAAGCUGUACAUGGCAGCCUCAUAUGGUAAGCUAUUUUAAGCAAUUAGAAAGAAAUUGUAUUUGAGUAUGCAUGGAUGGGACAUUAUAAAUGUUUUUCAGCUCCAGAGCCAGGUAUGUCCAGUGUGUCUGUGUUGUUGCUGGGUGAGAAGCAAAGUGGGAAGAGCUCAGCAGGAAACACUAUCCUGGGCAGAGUAGCCUUCCACAAAAAAACAACUCGCAGCUCCAAGGAGGAUGGCUCCAUCUUUGGAAUACAGGUGACAGUAGUUGACACCCCAGGGUGGCUCUCCCACUCCAUCACUCCAGACAAAGUGUCCAAGGAGCUCCGCAGAGGCGUGAACCUCUGCCACCCAGAGCCUCAUGCCAUCCUGCUGGUGCUGCCCAUCACCACCACUUUCGGCCAGGAGGAGCUGAAGGCCAUGCUGGCCCAACUCAGUUUGCUCAACACCCCCGUAUGGCAGAAAGCCAUGGUCCUCUUCACUCAUGGAGACAAGUUAGGGAGAUUGCCUAUCCGGGAGCACAUCAGGCAACAGGGUAGUACUCUCCAGUGGCUGUUAGAGCGAUGUGGGAACAGGUACCAGGUUAUGGCCGGCCAGUCCAGGGCCUCAGAAUUUCAGGUUACAGAGCUCUUUGAGAAGAUCCUGAAGAUGAUGGAAGCCAAGAGACAUCCCUUGGAGGUCCAGCAAAGGAAGUACACCCAGCUGAGACGGGAUGUGAGCAUGAAGCAAGAGAGUAGGUGGCAGGGACGACCAGUGGAGAUAGAAAUGUCAGUGAUGUAUGAGGAGAUCGAUGGGAUGCCAAGACGAACAAAUAAGGUGGAGUCAGGACGGCCAUAUAUGCCAUAUAUAGGAUUCCCAGCAGGCCAAGCUUUUUUUAAGCCUGCCCUUAGCCUCAUCCUGCUGGGAAGGAGGAAAUCAGGGAAGAGCUCAGUAGGGAAGAUGAUCUUGGACAGUGGAGAGUUCAAGAAGACCAACAGAUGCUCUGUAGGCCAGAGGGAAGUAUUAGGAUGGUCUGUGACAGUGGUGGACACCCCUGGGUGGAGUCAGUUUUGUCUGGCCGAUCCUGGGCAAGUGAGGACGGCGAUCAGUCAAAGCCCUUCCCUCUGUCCUAAGGGAAACAAAGUGGCGUUCGUGCUGGCUGUACCAGUGGACUCAUUCAGAGAGAAAGACAGGAGGGCUAUAGAGGAGUAUCUCAGCAUUUUGGGACAAGAGGUUUGGAGGAGAACUGUGGUGCUGUUUACCUACGGAGAACAGCUGAAAAAAAGGACACUGGAGUGGUACAUCGAGAAGAUGGGAGAACCUCUGCAGUGGGUACUGGGCAGAUGUGGUUACAGGCAUUUUAUUCUUGAUACAAAUACAGCAGAGGAUACUCAUGUGGCUCAACUUCUGGAGAUGGUGGAGCGAUUAUAGAAACAAUGAAUAUGAACAAAUGAGAGAAAAUAUGGGGAGACAAUAUUUGUUUAGUACAAUUUGUAUUUAUUUGUAUUGAUUCCAUAUGGAUAAGAUCAACAUUAAAUGAUGGACAUGAUAUGAAAAUAUAGCAAAAAAAUAAUAAAAAAAAUAAAAUGAAAAGAUACAGCUACAACAUAAAGCAGUGGUCUCCAACCCUGCUCCUGGAGAGCUACUGCCCUGCAUGUUUUAGGUAUCUCCUCACUCUAACUCGUUAUCAAGCAGCUGAGGCUCGUCAAAGGGCUUGAUAACGAGUUGAUUAUUAGAAUCAGGUGUGUUAGAGUGAGGAGAUACCUAAAACAUGCAGGGCAGUAGCUCUCCAGGAGCAGGGUUGGAGACCACUGACAUAAAGUGAUGCUGAUACAGUAAAAUACUCAAAGUAAAAACUAAUCAAUGUAUAUAACAUAAAAAUGUAAAGAAAAUAAUAUAUAUGUUAAUGUUGAGAUGGGUAACACUCAAAACAAUAUGUCCAUGUUUAAUAUGUUUGUAUGUGAUUGUUUUUUUGAAUAAACACCUGAACCCAA
Scomber scombrus (Atlantic mackerel) is the source of this 2078-nucleotide messenger RNA. Its product is annotated as GTPase IMAP family member 4-like. The record is from RefSeq and is a predicted model, not a curated record. Lineage: Eukaryota; Metazoa; Chordata; Actinopteri; Scombriformes; Scombridae. The coding region runs from base 184 to 1515 and encodes 443 amino acids. Gene Ontology annotation, molecular function: GTP binding. The transcript has 4 exons.